AAUGAUUAAUUUUAAGAUGAAUAUAACUUGACUGUAAUGUUUAAUUUAUUAAGAUGGAUGCGGACACCAUCGUACGCUACAAAAAUGAUACGCACGAUUGGAUAUUUCGGGAUAAUGACCUGUGUAUAUCAAGAGAGUCGUCGAAAGUAAUUAAAGAUACUAAUCCAAGCGAUUAUGAAACAAACAUUGAAUUGUUUGGAGAGAUAACUAUUCAGUUUAACAAUGAAGUCCAUUUGCUUUACGAUGGUCCUAUGCAAAUCAAAACACCCAGCGGGAAGGGAAAUUCUUUCUCUCAAAACUCGAUUGUGUCAAGUAAUAUUAAGAGAAAAGACCUGACAAAUAGUGUUUGUAAUAAAAUAGUUUGUAAAUCGCAACAAUUAACUGAAAACACCAAAUUACCCCCAAAUCCUUCAAAUCCACCUGAUAGCAAUAUUGUAAAUAGCAGACCUUCAAAGUACAAUAAUAGUUCUUCAAAUCAUAGCAAUGUAAAAGAUAAUUCUAAAUCUAAGCCUCUUAUACUAAGUGAAGAUUUUUGUUCAAGGACAAGUUAUGUUUGCAUACCACGCAAAAAGAUUACCAGUGAAAAAACAAAGCAAAUUUGUUCUACGGCAGUGUCUUUUAGUAAAACUUAUGAUAUUAUUGAUCUCACAGCAUCUAAUGAUAAGAUAUCAAAUGUAGUUGAUAAAAAUGAUUUAAUUCCCAGUGUUUAUACUAGUUCUUCUAAGGAAGUGCUUCACGACAAAGCAAUUAAUUUUCUUGAUGCUCGGCAUAAUAGAAUUUUGAGUAAAAACGGUGUGACAGUAUUAAAAGAAAACAAUGCAAAAUCUUAUUUGUCAAGUGAUUCUAAAAAAUGUCAAGUGGAUAACAACAACAAAAGUCCACCUGAGGCUACUGUGGAAAACAAGGUUCAAAAAACAUCUAAUGAACUUUUUUUGUUUGGUAGCCAGAUCUUGUCGAACGAGGUAAGUCUAAUUGCGCAAGACAAUAGUGAUUCCACACAAAAAGGUAAUCAAAAUGUUUUUAUUAAAAAUAAUAUAAUAUCAAAUGGUAAUAAAUUGCAGUUAUCUAGCAGUGUUGAAGUAUUUGUACUGAACAAAAAUAAAAAUACUAUCAAUAAAAAUGAUUUCGCAACAUUCCAAUGCAAUAUUAAUAAUGAGAUUAGAAAUGACAACAAUAACCAAAAUAGUAAAGUGGUAAAUAGUAAACAUGUUACAAGUAAAUUAGAAAGAUCAGAUGUUAGAAAGAAACCUGUGAAAUCUGAUAUUAACUUAACUCCAAUGAAAGAUUCAGAUAAAGACAAAAAUUUACUGAAAAAUGAUACUAAAAAUGCUGAACAUGUUUCAGUAGCCAAAAAAAAUACUCCCGAAAAAGUUACAUGUGAUAAAAAUUGUAUAAUACAGAAUGAUGCUUCCAAUGAUGUGCCAAUUGAGAGUAUUAAAAUUGAAUGUCAACCAGAUGUUAUAAUUCCUAUACUUGCAAGACAAUUAAGUCCCAAACGAAGUGAUGAGACUGAAGUCAAAAAUGAAAGCUCCACGAAAACUAUUUCAGAAAAUGCUACAAGUAUGUUGCCUACUCCGUCUCAAGCAUUGAAUAGUGGAACAAAUACUGAAAGUGGAUUGAUUAAAUUGAAAAAUCCUAAUAUUAAAAGACCUAUUUAUGCACCACAAAUCGCUGAAGAUAAUAAAUCCGAUAAUACUUCUAAACAAAAUGAACCAAUUACUAUAAGUAGUCAAUGUUUAUCUGAUUUUAUUUCACUAGAAAUUAAAGACAAAUCUACAGAUGCUGCAAGUGUUUAUAUUUUCAAUCCUGAAGCAGAAAAUGUUAAACUCAUUGAAAGUAUUAUGCACAGUCAGAAGAAAAUACUUCGUAAUGGAAAAUUUGUUGUAGCUAACAAAAGCGGCAGAAACCUUAUUCAAAAGCGUAAAAUUAAAUCUCAAAAAGGGACCCUUAAAUCAUGCAGAAGUCCAAGAAAGCAUCAACAGAAAAUUGUGCCUAUGGCAAAAGCAAUAAAAAACAAUAUUUCAUUCUCCAUAUUUAAAGAUGAUAAAGGGAAAAAUAUGUUGAAAGAAAGACAGUUAACAAUUGUUGAUGAUCUGAAAUUAACUGAAGAUAUUACUAAAGGUGCUCAAAACAUUUCCAAAGAAUUAGUGGUAGAAAAAACUUCAACUGUAAAAACUAAUGAAUGCAAUAGUCCUGAGAAUAAUGUUCUAAGUUCAAUACCUAUUGUGGAGGUGGAUGCAAGUUGUGCAGAAACUAUUACUACUGAUAAUACAGAACAAACUAAAUCAGACAUUCAUAUUGUUAAUUCUUCUUGCACUUCAGCGAUUUCAUCGAAUACAAUUGAAGAAUCUCUAAAUACAUCAGAGGUAUGUGCUUCAGGUGAUUUAAGGAUUCCAAAUACAUUAGAUUUGAAAAAGCAGACCGAAAUUGUACCUAUGACAGUAAUUUACAAAUUAGGAUCACCAAAUAAUAAAGCAGAUAACAAUUUAAGUACUUCGCAAACAGAAGGUAAAAAUCUAGAUCUUUCAAAAGCAAGAUCACGUAUUCAGAAGAAAGUAACUGAAUAUUUUAAUACCAAACCUAUUGAUAAUGAAAAAGUUUUAGGAUUAAAAAAUGGUAAAAAUGUUGACAUAUGUAAAAAUGAUUUAGUAAAUAUUGAAAGCGUUAAACCGAUUGAAGAAAAAUGUCAUGUUUCUCAAACAGAAUUAAUAAGUGUCCUACCUUCAAAUGUACAAAAAGAUUCUGAAAAAUCCGUUUCUGGUGAAGAAAUUAACAAAGUCAGCAACAAUUUAUCUAAAGAAGAUAAAGAAAAUCCAAAUGAUACUCUGGAUGAAUCAAUAGUAGAAAGUAUAUCACCUCCAAAGGAAUCUGAAAAAAUUAUUUCAAUCAACAAUAGUUCGAAAUCUAGAAAAGCUAUAGUAAAUUCUAAUAAUAUUAUCACUGACAACAAUGUUAACGAAGAUAAAGAAGGUGCAACAUUGACUUUGAGAAAGAAGCGUUUAUCAGUUGGUCAAAAGGAGAAUAUACCUGUGAUAGAAAAUAAAGAAACACCUGCAAAUGUACUUGAUGCGCCUGCUCCUAAGAUUCGGCAAUCAAAUAAAGUUUUAAGGUCAACAAAGAAUAAAAACCGUCCAAACACAAGGUCGAAACCAACAAGCCUUCUAAGCUUGAGAAAAAAGUCUCAAAAGAAAAAAAUAUUGAAGAAGAAAAAAGGGAAAGAGGCUACCAAAGCUAAAGAUGUUAAUGCUAAAGAUAAUUGGAUUGUUGAAAAUAAUUCAUUUGCUGAAAAAAAUACAAUAACAAACAUUGUAAAGCCGGCUUUAACUAAAUCUGUGAAGCGUGAACAAAAACCAGAUGAGACUGAAAAUAUUAUUAAAUUAGAAACAAUAGGUACUGAAAUACAUACAUUCCAUUGCAAAAAAUGUGAGAAAAUCUUCUUACGUAAAUCUUUAUUGAAAAAACAUGAAGAGGAAUCUCACCCAACUGAAAAUAAUAACAAAACACAUUCUAAAAAAAGUAUUAAAUUUCAUAAAUGUAGUGACUGCAAUAAAGCUUUUCGCAGGCCUAGUGUUCUAAAAAAACAUAUUUGUUCUAAGAAAAAAGUUGUAAUUGAAACAUCUACAAUGGAUAUAAGUAAAGAAUCAACUACUGGAGAUGAAGUAAAAGUUACUGUAACUAACAAUGUAGUAACUAUAGUUGAACAAACAACUAAUGAGAAAGUAAAUGAUAAUCAAACAAACACACAGUCUCCAAUACCUGAAACACCUAUGGAAGAACCUCAAAAUACUCCAACAGAAGUUGGACCACCAGUUAAACGAAUAUGUUUAGACAUACCUGGAGAAGAUGUAAAAUUAAAUGUGGAGGAAUUAAAUACUAAGGAAAAAUCUAAAGUUAGCACUAAAAAUAAAAAUAAAUCAAAUAAAACUUUUGUUUGCCCACAUUGCCAUGUGAAUAUGCUGACAUCAAAUGAUUUAAAAGUACAUGUUUUAAGAGUUCAUGAAAAAGUUAAAAGCAAAAUUUGUCCUUAUUGUUCAAGAGGAUUUACCUGUACAGGUGACUUAACAAGACAUAUACGUUUGCACACAGGGGAAAAACCUUUCAAAUGUACUGAAAAAGGCUGCAACAUGGCUUUUAUUGCCUCGGGAGAUCUGAAUAAACAUCAAAGGACUCAUUUGGGAGAUAAGUAUCCCAGGAAAUUCAGUUGUGCGACUUGCGGAAAGACAUUUAAACAAAGAUAUGAGCACGAUAGGCACAUGAGGACUGCACAUACCGAACAGGGAUUUAAGCAGUAUGAGUGCCAUUUGUGCAAUCGGCAAUUUGGUAGAAAGGAUGGUUUGAUAUAUCAUUUGAGGAUACAUGCUGGCAUCAAGCCGUACACUUGUAAGAAAUGUGGGAAGGAGUUUACCAAUCCUGGUAACUAUAAGAAACAUAUGAAUACAAAACGACAUGAUUUGCCACCUAGUACUGCACCCAAGAGGAGGAGGAAAAAGCAGGAUACUAGCAGUUCGACAGAUGCAGCUCCUGAACAAUCUGAAAGGAGAAAAAUGAAGAAGGAAGACUUAUGCUUCAAAGUUGGGAAAAAAAUGGAUGAAGGAGAUCAAGCAUUGGAGUUGCUAAACGAGUUGGACAAAUUUCAGCUGGGUGAAGGCGACAUUAUAAUGGAUAUUCCUUCUUCAAGGAUUCCUCGGCGUCGAAGCGUUCUACAAUGGGUCUGCAUUCUUCUGAUCAAUUUUUACGAUAUUUUGAGUUUGGCCCACUGCACUCCGGCCCAUGAGAUGCACGGUUCAAGACCUUAUCUACACAAAAAUGUUAUAAUUCCUAUACUUGCAAGACAAUUAAGUCCCAAACGAGUGAUGAGACUGAAGUCAAAAAAUGAAAGCUCCACGAAAACUAUUUCAGAAAAUGCUACAAGUAUGUUGCCUACUCCGUCUCAAGCAUUGAAUAGUGGAACAAAUACUGAAAGUGGAUUGAUUAAAUUGAAAAAUCCUAAUAUUAAAAGACCUAUUUAUGCACCACAAAUCGCUGAAGAUAAUAAAUCCGAUAAUACUUCUAAACAAAAUGAACCAAUUACUAUAAGUAGUCAAUGUUUAUCUGAUUUUAUUUCACUAGAAAUUAAAGACAAAUCUACAGAUGCUGCAAGUGUUUAUAUUUUCAAUCCUGAAGCAGAAAAUGUUAAACUCAUUGAAAGUAUUAUGCACAGUCAGAAGAAAAUACUUCGUAAUGGAAAAUUUGUUGUAGCUAACAAAAGCGGCAGAAACCUUAUUCAAAAGCGUAAAAUUAAAUCUCAAAAAGGGACCCUUAAAUCAUGCAGAAGUCCAAGAAAGCAUCAACAGAAAAUUGUGCCUAUGGCAAAAGCAAUAAAAAACAAUAUUUCAUUCUCCAUAUUUAAAGAUGAUAAAGGGAAAAAUAUGUUGAAAGAAAGACAGUUAACAAAUGUUGAUGAUCUGAAAUUAACUGAAGAUAUUACUAAAGGUGCUCAAAACAUUUCCAAAGAAUUAGUGGUAGAAAAAACUUCAACUGUAAAAACUAAUGAAUGCAAUAGUCCUGAGAAUAAUGUUCUAAGUUCAAUACCUAUUGUGGAGGUGGAUGCAAGUUGUGCAGAAACUAUUAGUACUGAUAAUACAGAACAAACUAAAUCAGACAUUCAUAUUGUUAAUUCUUCUUGCACUUCAGCGAUUUCAUCGAAUACAAUUGAAGAGUCUCUAAAUACAUCAGAGUUAUGUGCUUCAGGUGAUUUAAGGAUUCCAAAUACAUUAGAUUUGAAAAAGCAGACCGAAAUUGUACCUAUGACAGUAAUUUACAAAUUAGGAUCACCAAAUAAUAAAGCAGAUAACAAUUUAAGUACUUCGCAAACAGAAGGUAAAAAUCUAGAUCUUUCAAAAGCAAGAUCACGUAUUCAGAAGAAAGUAACUGAAUAUUUUAAUACCAAACCUAUUGAUAAUGAAAAAGUUUUAGGAUUAAAAAAUGGUAAAAAUGUUGACAUAUGUAAAAAUGAUUUAGUAAAUAUUGAAAGCGUUAAACCGAUUGAAGAAAAAUGUCAUGUUUCUCAAACAGAAUUAAUAAGUGUCCUACCUUCAAAUGUACAAAAAGAUUCUGAAAAAUCCGUUUCUGGUGAAGAAAUUAACACAGUCAGCAAAAAUUUAUCUAAAGAAGAUAAAGAAAGUCCAAAUGAUACUCUGGAUGAAUCAAUAGUAGAAAGUGUAUCACCUCAAAAGGAAUCUGAAAAAAUCAUUUCAAUCAACAAUAGUUCGAAAUCUAGAAAAGCUAUAGUAAAUUCUAAUAAUAUUAUCACUGACAACAAUGUUAACGAAGAUAAAGAAGGUGCAACAUUGACUUUGAGAAAGAAGCGUUUAUCAGUUGGUCAAAAGGAGAACAUACCUGUGAUAGAAAAUAAAGAAACACCUGCAAAUGUACUUGAUGCGCCUGCUCCUAAGAUUCGGCAAUCAAAUAAAGUUUUAAGGUCAACAAAGAAUAAAAACCGUCCAAACACAAGGUCGAAACCAACAAGUCUUCUAAGCUUGAGAAAAAAGUCUCAAAAGAAAAAAAUAUUGAAGAAGAAAAAAGGGAAAGAGGCUACCAAAGUUAAAGAUGUUAAUGCUAAAGAUAAUUGGAUUGUUGAAAAUAAUUCAUUUGCUGAAAAAAAUACAAUAACAGACAUUGUAAAACCGGCUUUAACUAAAUCUGUGAAGCGUGAACAAAAACCAGAUGAGACUGAAAAUAUUAUUAAAUUAGAAACAAUAGGUACUGAAAUACAUACAUUCCAUUGCAAAAAAUGUGAGAAAAUUUUCUUACGUAAAUCUUUGUUGAAAAAACAUGAAGAGGAAUCUCACCCAACUGAAAAUAAUAACAAAACACAUUCUAAAAAAAGUAUUAAAUUUCAUAAAUGUAGUGACUGCAAUAAAGCUUUUCGCAGACCUAGUGUUUUAAAAAAACAUAUUUGUUCUAAGAAAAAAGUUGUAAUUGAAACAUCUACAAUGGAUAUAAGUAAAGAAUCAACUACUGGAGAUGAAGUAAAAGUUACUGUAACUAACAAUGUAGUAACUAUAGUUGAACAAACAACUAAUGAGAAAGUAAAUGAUAAUCAAACAAACACACAGUCUCCAAUACCUGAAACACCUAUGGAAGAACCUCAAAAUACUCCAAUAGAAGUUGGACCACCAGUUAAACGAAUAUGUUUAGACAUACCUGGAGAAGAUGUAAAAUUAAAUGUGGAGGAAUUAAAUACUAAGGAAAAAUCUAAAGUUAGCACUAAAAAUAAAAAUAAAUCAAACAAAACUUUUGUUUGCCCACAUUGCCAUGUGAAUAUGCUGACAUCAAAUGAUUUAAAAGUACAUGUUUUAAGAGUUCAUGAAAAAGUUAAAAGCAAAAUUUGUCCUUAUUGUUCAAGAGGAUUUACCUGUACAGGUGACUUAACAAGACAUAUACGUUUGCACACAGGGGAAAAACCUUUCAAAUGUACUGAAAAAGGCUGCAACAUGGCUUUUAUUGCCUCGGGAGAUCUGAAUAAACAUCAAAGGACUCAUUUGGGAGAUAAGUAUCCCAGGAAAUUCAGUUGUGCGACUUGCGGAAAGACAUUUAAACAAAGAUAUGAGCACGAUAGGCACAUGAGGACUGCACAUACCGAACAGGGAUUUAAGCAGUAUGAGUGCCAUUUGUGCAAUCGGCAAUUUGGUAGAAAGGAUGGUUUGAUAUAUCAUUUGAGGAUACAUGCUGGCAUCAAGCCGUACACUUGUAAGAAAUGUGGGAAGGAGUUUACCAAUCCUGGUAACUAUAAGAAACAUAUGAAUACAAAACGACAUGAUUUGCCACCUAGUACUGCACCCAAGAGGAGGAGGAAAAAGCAGGAUACUAGCAGUUCAACAGAUGCAGCUCCUGAACAAUAAAUAACUUCGAGAUAAGGAAAAAAUUGUAAUAAUGUUUGGAACGCAUAUAUAUCAAGUCAGUAAAACUCCGUUAAGACGAUUUUCAAGGAACAAAAACGCGUAUUAUGCGGGAUGGGGACAAUAUGUUUCAAAGUGCAGUGACCAGUCUAAAAAUUGUAUUAUACGACAAAACGUAUUAAGCGUUCUAACAGGAUCAUAUUGUAUUUUGUCAACUUCUUUAUAUCCUUUGUGCAAAAAUAUUAAUUUAAUUUUUCUUGAAUAUUUAAUUUAUUUCUUUUAAGUGAAGGAGAAAUUUAUAAUAAUGUC
Ctenocephalides felis (cat flea) is the source of this 8189-nucleotide messenger RNA. RefSeq lists its product as uncharacterized. NCBI's taxonomy places the organism in Eukaryota, Metazoa, Arthropoda, Insecta, Siphonaptera, Pulicidae. Bases 54 to 7883 code for a protein of 2609 amino acids. The transcript has 6 exons. Gene Ontology annotation, molecular function: DNA-binding transcription activator activity, RNA polymerase II-specific; RNA polymerase II cis-regulatory region sequence-specific DNA binding. Gene Ontology annotation, biological process: regulation of transcription by RNA polymerase II. Gene Ontology annotation, cellular component: nucleus. The record is from RefSeq and is a predicted model, not a curated record.